CCAUCUUGCAUAUCCAUGUUUCUAUUUCAGCCAACAAACCAGCCAGAGCAUAAACUGUGCUGUGGUGCAGCAAGGCGAGGCGAGGGGCAUCCCCGCAGGGUUGUCGGUCAGCUCAGGCAGCAGCAGCAGAGCAACCACACAGGAGGAGCAACACGGAUCCAAAACAUGGCUCUAAAUAGGAACCAUUCACAGAACGGCGGCGUUUUGAUAAACAGCGGGGAGAGUGUUGUCAGAGAAUGUAAGAAUGUGGAGCUGUCAUUCAGUGAUGUCACUUCCAAGACAGACCUGCUGAAGGGGACCAAGAAGGGCAUAGUUUACCUCACACCAUACAGGAUGGUGUUUGUUUCCAGUAAUACAAAAGAUAUCCUGGGUUCAGCUAUGUUUCCCUAUUACCUGAUGAAGGGCUGCAGUAUUGAGCAGCCAGUCUUUGGAGCUAACUUCAUCAAAGGGACUGUUUCAGCUGAACCUGGUGGUGGCUGGGAAGGCCAGGCCCAUUUCAAGAUGUCAUUCCCUAGUGGAGGAGCCAUUGAAUUGGGACAGCAUCUCUUCAAACUGGCUACAAAUGCUUCUCGUGCCGGUCCUCCUCAGAAUGGUGUGGCUUCACAUGGAUAUCCUUCACCCGGUAUGAUGAGUGGCUAUGGUCCGCCUCCACCUGCUCCUAAUGGCUACGCCUAUCCACAGGCUCCGCAGCAUAAUGGAUUCUACCAGGGGCCACCUCCACCUGCUCCUGGCAACAUGGGCUACCCCUACCCACCAGCUGCUGCAGGAAUGUACCCCUCCAGUUAUAACUACAUGGCCCCACCCCCACCAUAUCCAGGGCCACCCCAAAAUUGGACUGCACCCCCCCAAAACUGGACGGCAGCGGCACCACCACCACCUCCAGGUAACUCCAAGGCGGCUGAGGCAGCAGGCAGCGCAUAUUACAAUCCCAGUAAUCCACACAAUGUCUACAUGCCAGCGGAGCGGCCUCCACCAUAUGCACCAUACCCAGAAUCUCCUAACAAGAAAAACAACUGAGGCUGAGGCAUCAUGACAUACAUGACUCUCUUCUUUCCUCCUUUGUAUAUUUUAAAUAAAUAAAUAAAUGCAUAUACACACACG
Solea senegalensis (Senegalese sole) is the source of this 1101-nucleotide messenger RNA. It is a transcript of the gene wbp2nl, whose product is annotated as WBP2 N-terminal like. Gene Ontology annotation, cellular component: nucleus. The record is from RefSeq and is a predicted model, not a curated record. Gene Ontology annotation, molecular function: chromatin DNA binding; transcription coactivator activity. The transcript is spliced from 9 exons. Lineage: Eukaryota; Metazoa; Chordata; Actinopteri; Pleuronectiformes; Soleidae. Gene Ontology annotation, biological process: positive regulation of DNA-templated transcription. The coding region runs from base 16 to 1017 and encodes 333 amino acids.